This is a messenger RNA of Leopardus geoffroyi (Geoffroy's cat), 2302 nucleotides long. RefSeq names its product retinol dehydrogenase 10 (gene RDH10). The transcript is spliced from 6 exons. The coding region runs from base 20 to 1045 and encodes 341 amino acids. Lineage: Eukaryota; Metazoa; Chordata; Mammalia; Carnivora; Felidae. Gene Ontology annotation, cellular component: lipid droplet. Gene Ontology annotation, molecular function: oxidoreductase activity, acting on the CH-OH group of donors, NAD or NADP as acceptor. The record is from RefSeq and is a predicted model, not a curated record.
CGGGGUUCCGGGCGUCGCGAUGAACAUCGUGGUGGAGUUCUUCGUGGUCACUUUCAAAGUGCUCUGGGCGUUCGUGCUGGCCGCGGCGCGCUGGCUGGUGCGGCCCAAGGAGAAGAGCGUGGCCGGCCAGGUGUGCCUCAUCACGGGCGCCGGCAGCGGCCUGGGCCGCCUCUUCGCGCUCGAGUUCGCCCGGCGCCGGGCGCUGCUGGUGCUCUGGGACAUCAAUACUCAGAGCAACGAGGAGACGGCGGGCAUGGUGCGCCACAUCUACCGAGACCUGGAGGCGGCCGACGCCGCGGCGCUGCAAGCUGGAAAUGGUGAGGAAGAAAUUCUGCCCCACUGUAACUUGCAGGUUUUUACCUACACCUGUGAUGUGGGAAAGAGGGAGAAUGUCUACCUGACUGCAGAAAGGGUCCGCAAGGAGGUUGGCGAGGUCUCAGUCCUGGUCAAUAAUGCCGGCGUGGUCUCUGGGCAUCACCUUCUGGAAUGUCCUGAUGAGCUCAUUGAGAGAACCAUGAUGGUCAAUUGCCACGCACACUUCUGGACCACUAAGGCUUUUCUUCCUACAAUGCUGGAGAUUAAUCAUGGUCAUAUUGUGACAGUUGCAAGUUCCCUGGGAUUGUUCAGUACUGCUGGAGUUGAGGAUUAUUGUGCCAGUAAAUUUGGAGUGGUGGGUUUUCAUGAAUCCCUGAGCCAUGAGUUAAAGGCUGCUGAAAAGGAUGGAAUUAAAACAACGUUGGUUUGCCCUUACCUUGUAGACACGGGCAUGUUCAGAGGCUGCCGAAUCAGGAAAGAAAUUGAGCCUUUUCUGCCCCCUCUGAAGCCGGAUUACUGUGUGAAGCAGGCCAUGAAGGCCAUCCUCACCGACCAGCCCAUGAUCUGCACCCCCCGCCUCAUGUACAUCGUGACGUUCAUGAAGAGCAUCCUCCCUUUUGAAGCAGUCGUGUGCAUGUAUCGGUUCCUAGGAGCAGACAAGUGUAUGUACCCAUUUAUUGCUCAAAGAAAACAAGCCACAAACAAUAAUGAAGCAAAAAAUGGAAUCUGAGAAUCGAUCUUUUUUGUAUGGAAUAUUUCUAUCAGAAGACGAUCAAGGUAUUUCAGUCCUAUCUACAUCAGCAUUAUUGACAUUCUCUGGAUUCCAAAUCCAUGUUGACUUUUUUUUAAAUCAACUUUUUAAAAAAUAAAUAAAGUGUAAAUUAACCGACUAGAAUACUUGGAAAAUGUGAUCAGCAAAAGUGAGCUUACCUUGUUGCCAGCAGGCUCCUUUUCGGCCGAACCCUAAAACCUGUCAAAUCUUUUAGACAAGCACUGUGUGACAUCUCCAGGCUACCAUUAUUUUUUUUAAUGAGCAGAAAGUCUAGAGAUGAUAACAACAGUGUGUUUCAGCCGUGUGGGUUUUUUUUUUUUUUAAUCUCCAUGGAGUUUAUUAAUUCUUGUAAUUAAACUCUAGCCAAUUGACGCCCUUGCAACUUCAAGGACUGAUAGUGCUCUAUUUUCUCAUGUUUUAUAAGUUUCAGUUUUGCAAAGCCUGUGUGGCUUUUCGUGGUGUUUGUGUGUACAGCUCUUUUGAAAAGGAAUUUUGAAAUCUCCACCAAUUUGAAGUGAAUGAUGUUUGAUUAUUACAGUAAAGGUGAUCAGGUCUCUCUUAAAGUCAUAAUGACUGAAGUGUUAGCCGGAUUUUUAAUUUUAUCUCUGAAAUCUUCCCUUAAGGAUCUAUUACUCUGGAGACCUAGUUAUCCACAAAGGUCAUACAUUUUCUACCUGUGAAUUUUGCUGCAUACAGAAAGUGCCCUUUCCUCAGGAAGUUGCUGUGUUUCAUUUCUCUGAGUGGACUUUUAUCUAGAAUACAUAGCAGCUCUGCAAAGAAACAGUUCCUAAAAUUGGGAACUUCCGCAUUAAAAAAAAAUCCCCAUUUUUGUGCCAACUAUGAUUACUGAGGGGGAAAAACCAUAUUCUAUGGAGUACGUAUGGAAGGGUGUAAAGAUUCUUCUGAAAGUUUUAUUCACAUUGUAGAACAGCAAUUGACAUUUUUACAGUAUUUUUUUGUAAAGCAAACUAUUUUGUGCCUUGAAUUUGGUAAAUGUGUAUUAGUGAAAUGUUGUUAAAGUGGACCUCUACCUCUGUAUCUAAAUGUAUACCAUCCACUUGUAAAUUACUAUAAACUAUUAUGUGAUUGCCUUUUUUUUUUUAGAAUGUCUUGUUUAAAUAGCGACCAAUGUUUAAGGCUAUUAAAAUAAGCCAUCUUUUACUAAUUAAUUGGGACGUUUUAUAAAGGACUGAUUAAAUUUAAAGAAUUAACCUA